Amborella trichopoda is the source of this 1311-nucleotide messenger RNA. NCBI's taxonomy places the organism in Eukaryota, Viridiplantae, Streptophyta, Magnoliopsida, Amborellales, Amborellaceae. The record is from RefSeq and is a predicted model, not a curated record.
AUGGAGGAGGAGAAGGGCAAGAGUGCCCAUGUCCUGGUGCUUCUCUCCCUUUGCCGAGGCCACAUAAACCCAAUGCUCCACUUUGCCGAUCGCCUUGCUAUCAAUGGCCUCAGGGCCACUCUCGUGGUCCCCAUCCAAAACCGUGGCGAUAUUGGUAAGGCCGAUCCCCGGGCCGUUGCCGCUGCCUGCCUUGAGUACAUCUCGGAUGGCUACGAUGAUGGCUUGCCAUCGAAUUUCGAUGUUGAGAUAUAUAGGACUACUUUCCAGUGUGUUGGCUCGAAGAAAUUGCUCGAGCUCAUAGCUCGACUCACUGUAGAAGGUCCCCGACCGGUUUGUCUCAUAUAUGACUCGUUCCUUAGUUGGGCCUUGGAGCUUGCCCAUGCCCAUGGCCUCCUAGGAGCCACCUUUAUAACACAGCCUCUUGCAGUGUGCUUGAUGUAUUGUUACUACGGCUGCGGUCUGCAGAUAAAUCCGGACAUGUGUGUUUUUCUUCCCAGAAUGCCGCCACUGGGCUUACGAGACCUCCCCUCGUUCAUUGCCCAACCUGAGAGCAACCCAUUGAUCCUUGAAAUGAUGUUGGGCCAGUUCAAGAACAUGGGCAAAGCAGAUUUUGUCCUUGUGAACUCAUUUGACAAAUUAGAGGAAGAAGCGAGAAAAGAGAUGGAACACGAGAGCCACCCUGCAGACUGCCUCCGUUGGCUAGAUGAGAGGCCGGACAGCUCAGUAGUGUAUGUCUCAUUCGGGAGCUUGGCGACUUUACCCGCAGAGCAAAUGGAGGAGAUCGCUAAUGCCUUGCUUUCGAGCAACCGGCCAUUCCUAUGGGUGGUUAAAGCCCCCUAUGCACACCAAAAGGGCGGAAACUCACUACCUGAGGGCUUCGUAGAGGCCACAUCAGAGCAAGGAUUGGUGGUGCCAUGGUGCCCUCAGCUUCAUGUCCUGGCACAUAGAGGGGUCGGUUGUUUCGUGACUCAUUGCGGAUGGAACUCAACGCUGGAGGGGUUAAGCCAAGGGGUGCCCAUGGUCACAGUUCCCCAGCGGAGGUACCACCCUACCAAUGCGAAGUUUGUUUCGGACGUCUGGAUCACGGGUGCUCGUCUCGAGGUCGGCAACAAGGGAUUCGUUCUUAAAGGAGAGCUGGAGAGAUGCAUAAGAGAGGUAAUGGAAGGGGAGCGAGGGGCUCACAUAAGGGCGAAUGCACAGAGGUGGAGAGAUCAGGCUAGGGAGGCUGUUGCAGAGGGGGGCCCUUCUGAUAAUAACGUCAAAGAAUUUGUAACCAAGGUUCCAUUCUUGCUUUUGGACAGGGAGAAGUAG